Camellia sinensis is the source of this 910-nucleotide messenger RNA. Lineage: Eukaryota; Viridiplantae; Streptophyta; Magnoliopsida; Ericales; Theaceae. The record is from RefSeq and is a predicted model, not a curated record.
ACACAAUUAAUAUGAAUUAAAGAAACCUGUCACCUUCUCUUUCCAUUCCAUUAUAUAUAAGGGAAUGGCUCCAAUCCAAAAACCAACAACACCGAACUCACACAGAAUUGGACGACUCAUUCCCUCUUCUUCAUUUGCUCAGAAAAAGUUGAUAAUACAUACAUACUACAAAAAAGUUAAUAUGAAUCAUCACAAGGCAGACACAGGCAGUGAUCCAAAGCUCGAUUUGAAGCUGAACUUAUCACCUCCAAGUCCAUACCCACCACAGGUGGAGUCCCCAAACGGUUCAGUUUCAUUUUCCUCCAUGGAAAUGUCUCCUAUAAGCUCAUGCGUGUCGUCGGAGUUCAGCCUCAACCCUGACAAUGGCUCGCUUUACUGUACCAGCAGUCCUGAGCCCGCGAAGCCGAUGAUGCUGGCGGGGUGCCCUCGGUGCCUCAUGUAUGUAAUGUUAUCUGAAGAAGAUCCAAAGUGCCCCAAAUGCAAGGGCACUGUCCUGCUGGAAAUUCUUCCCGAGGAAAUCACUGAGAAAACUACCAAGGAAUGAGACUGAUUUUAAUCAUAGUUUUAAAUAACGGUAUUGGGUAUUUAUCAGUAUCAGUGAUACAAUCGUGUAUAUCAGUAUCUGACGUUGAAAAUCUCGGUACUCAUAUUUAAAACACUCAUUCUAAGCACCUUGGUUACUUUCCCUUAAUUACUAGUUUAGUUUUUUUUCGUUCUUUAUGUUUUCUUACUCCUUUUGUUUUUCCUUUUGUUAUUUUGUUAUAUGCUGUGUUUGGUUGAGAAGAAAAUAGAAGAGAGGAAAGAAGCCUGUGAGAGUCGUUUGAGGUUGAUUUUAGUGUGAUUGUAAGAUAUUUAACUUGUACUCAUUUUCGUUCAUCUUCUCUGGAACGUACGUUUUGAUCUUUAACAA